This is a messenger RNA of Ceratitis capitata (Mediterranean fruit fly), 1313 nucleotides long. Its product is annotated as putative mediator of RNA polymerase II transcription subunit 8. The transcript is spliced from 2 exons. Bases 115 to 1137 code for a protein of 340 amino acids. NCBI's taxonomy places the organism in Eukaryota, Metazoa, Arthropoda, Insecta, Diptera, Tephritidae. The record is from RefSeq and is a predicted model, not a curated record.
UCGAUAAGAGGUGGCGUGACUCCAGUCUUUGAUAAAAACAUAUAUAUAAACAAAAUAACGCUGUGCAGUUCUAGAGUGCCAAUCUGAAAAAUAAGAGAAAAAAAUCAAAAAAGAAUGCUAAAAAAUUCAGCUGACAUCAUGAGAUGCCCAAAUAUAGUAAGGCCAUCACUUGUCAUUGCUGUUGCUGUCGGCUAUUUUGCAUUGUUUCUUGCUCCAUGUUGUCUGGCUGCUGCGAUAGAAGCUGAGGGGUUGCAGCAAGAACUAUUGGUGCCAUUCAAUGAUUUAUUACCACCAUUGUCCGAUGCUGAGUUACAGGAGGUGCAAGCAACAUCAACUAUCGCAACGACUACAACAACAUCAGCAACAUCAGCAACAACAACAAACACAGCAAUAACAGUGCCUGCAACUACAGCUAGAUCCACAGUCGUCACCGAGGCAUCAGUUAGAAAAACUGCAACAACAAAAGCGCCAACCAAAUCCACUACAGCAAAAGCGAAACCAACGAAAGCAACAACAACAACAACAACACAAAAACUUAAAAAAUCCCAAUACCAAUUGGACCAGCAAUCGCAAAAGCAACAAUUGGCAGUACCAAUAUUAGAUUUGAAUCCUGAAGUGCCACCCGCAUUGCCAGAUGUUGAAGCAUCUACGGUAGCACCUGUAGUGUCACCCUCUGUGGCACCGUCAGUAGUUCCUCCGCCGGCAGCCGUAGUAUCUGCAUCGCCGGUUAAGGUGUCGACGGAGCCUAAACAAGCAGCUUCAACACAACAUUUUCAACAAGUGCAAGCGGCACAAACACAAUUUCAAACAUUGCAGCAUCACUUGCAGCCACAAAAGGUGCAGCAGCAAAAGCAACAUCGCCAACAACAACAGCAACUGCAGCAGCAGCAGCAACUGAAGCAACAGUUAACUAAAUCAAGCUUACAACAGCCACAAGUUCAACACAAGUUGCAGCCACAAGCUGCUGUGACCAUUACUGAAGAGGCAGCACCACCACAACCGGUGUCUCAGCAGCCGCAGCGUGUUAACGUUGACCAACUAAGGCAAUACCUCGAAUAUGUUUACCAUCCGACAACGCGUCGCCCAUCGCGUGGACCGCUACCCACACUGACGCCAUUCCCGCGGCAUUUCAAGUGAAGUGUCUUCCGGUGAAUGUGUUCUGUGCACCCCUGUCUGCACCCAACACCACACUUCAAGAAGACUUAAUUUAUUCUCGCUACACCGACUAAACAUAACGACUUCGCUCAUUAUCAGUGAUUAACUAGUUUUAACGAAAAAUUAACUAAUAAGUAUAAUAUAUUCAAAAAUGUACG